GUGAAGUGUGGGCGAACUGACCCAAGUGCUGCCGAACGUCCUUCGGUGGCUUGUCGUCGGUCGGGUAGGGACCGACCGUGUUUGGUAAUAGUCGGCGUCUUCGGUACUUGUCGAGCGCUGUUCGGUAUCUCCCCAAAGCUUCACGAAUACCUCCCUCGGACCCUAGCGCGGGUGCAUGCUCAUCAUCUCCUCCCUACUGAAAUCCUGACUGUCCUCAGUCAGUGGUCGUCGGCUAUGAGUCGGAGCGGGAAAAAAAUGGUGUAG
Messenger RNA from Heterobasidion irregulare TC 32-1, 264 nucleotides. RefSeq lists its product as uncharacterized. The annotation marks the transcript as partial. NCBI's taxonomy places the organism in Eukaryota, Fungi, Basidiomycota, Agaricomycetes, Russulales, Bondarzewiaceae. The transcript has a single exon. The record is from RefSeq and is a predicted model, not a curated record.